Anthostomella pinea is the source of this 399-nucleotide messenger RNA. NCBI's taxonomy places the organism in Eukaryota, Fungi, Ascomycota, Sordariomycetes, Xylariales, Xylariaceae. The record is from the annotation of a GenBank genome assembly.
AUGGACGCCGACCUCGACUCCGGCCUCUUCGGCAUCCAGCUCUCCGACUCGGAGGCCAGCGGCGACGACACCACUACCGAGAAAGCACCCGCGCGAGACGCGCAGUCCGAGGAGGCCUUCCUGGAAGUGAAGAAGACCUACCGGGUCAAGGUCGAAGACGGCGAGGUAUGGAAGAAGGUCAAAUUGCCCCUUGGGCCGCAGGUCACGAAGCCCGAGGCGCAGGCGCUGUUGAAUGCGGUCGAGGAGCUGUAUUUAUUCGGGCGGUUUGCCGAGGGUGCUCGGUUUGUGCAGACGGUCUUGCAUGGCGAGGACGGUAAAUCUGGGCUUGAUGACGAUACGAGGAGUACGUUGCGGUAUUAUGAGACCAAGUGUGCCGAGAAAGCUGGGCGUAAUCCAUAA